AUGCCGAGCCAAACAAUCAGUUCACCAACAGUUGAAACAGGGGCGGAGCAAGUCAAAACAGAGACAUUGUUAAUGGGAAAUAAAUCUAAAGAUAAGUUAUCAAAGCGUCGAGCAACAGAACCUACGGAAACUAAGGAAUCACCAGAAGAAAAUGAAAGUUCAGAUGAAUCAAGUGAAUAUUCGGAUCCGCCUCCGAAAAAACAUAAAAAAGAAAAUAGCAAUGAGGAUGAGGAAAGUGGUUCUGAAGAGGAAGAAGAAAGCGGUUCUGAAGAAAUCGAAGAUACACAAGAAACCGAAGAGGAUUCGGAUGAUGACUUUGAAGAUGAUACUGAAUAGUAGUAAUUUUUCGUCAUAUCAUACCUUCUUAAACCUAUUUUGUUUUAUUUC
Molecule: messenger RNA, 387 nt
Organism: Pneumocystis murina B123
Lineage: Eukaryota; Fungi; Ascomycota; Pneumocystomycetes; Pneumocystales; Pneumocystaceae
Exons: 3
Coding region: 1-336 (111 amino acids)
Source: RefSeq, a predicted model, not a curated record